AUGACACCGCUCACUCUGGUCCGAAACCUGUUAGCUCAUUGGAAACGGUCUCAUGAGGACCAAGAAAUCUCCUCCACUUCCGAACAAGAAGUCAAGGAGCACAUCGAUCCGGAACUCAUGGAGCCAGACUGUGAGCCAGGACACUUGAUUUGUGUUCCACCGGAGAGACAUCCCGAUCCAAAUAUUCAAGAGAUUGUUCAGAAGGAUUACUUGAGAAAACUGGCUAUCAAAAUUUGCGAAAACGCUCGUCUCAACAGCAUGGCUUAUCAGGGAAGCCAGGAGCAUCAAACCGUAUCCGUCCAUGUCUGUACCGUUGUCGCUCAAUUCCGCGCGGAUUCAAACAUCGGAAUGACUACUAUGAGAUCCAACAUUCUCAAAAAUCCAAUCGUCUUACCUGGAAUGGAUUAUAUUUUUGCUGCCAGUCUCCUCUUCGAAUACAUUCUUUCGGAGUACGACUACAAUCUGGUGUUUUUCACACCAAGAUCGAUUAUGAUAUCCGUUGGCUUCCCAACUCGUCGUAUCUCCACGGAUGUCUUCGGCUACGAUUCGACCAAACCGGAGACUGAACAAAUGCUCCAACGAUGGAUGAGCCAUGUCUCAAAUGUCAGACACAUCCAUAUUGGAAAUAUUGAAACUCCCGAGCAGGAAAAUAGAUGUGCCGCUAUAUAUGAGCAAUAUUUUGAAGGUAGAAUCGAAGGAGUUCAAGGGGAUAAUGUCUCCAAAGCUUUGUGCGAAACGUUUCGCAUCAUGCAUCCAAGCUUAGCAUAUCAUUCGGACUCGAUUUCGAUGAAACUUGUGAUCAACUGGAUUAUGGGAUGGAUCAACAACAAAGAAACCUACAAACACCUCACGGAAGUCCGGUUCAGCAGCCGAUCCGAAGAAUUCAACUACUCCAAUUUCUUCAAAUGGCUGUCAAUAGACGAAUCUUCUUUGCCUGCAAGAAACAGAUUGCAGUUGCAAACUCCAGAUAAACGACAAUGUUGUGUAUACGUUCACGAUACUGGUGAAAUUCAAUUUUUCACCGGCGGCGACUAUGAAUUGAUGACUUAUAACAAACAUCCAUUCGGUCCAGAUGGUCUGAUCGACAUCAACGUUCUGUACAAAAGAUAUGUAAUGAUGGAUCACUAUGACUCAGAGUGUACCAACUUCUACGACUACUAA
Messenger RNA from Caenorhabditis remanei, 1161 nucleotides. RefSeq lists its product as uncharacterized. The record is from RefSeq and is a predicted model, not a curated record. NCBI's taxonomy places the organism in Eukaryota, Metazoa, Nematoda, Chromadorea, Rhabditida, Rhabditidae. The transcript has 8 exons. Bases 1 to 1161 code for a protein of 386 amino acids.